This is a messenger RNA of Paramecium pentaurelia, 3297 nucleotides long. Lineage: Eukaryota; Ciliophora; Oligohymenophorea; Peniculida; Parameciidae. The record is from the annotation of a GenBank genome assembly.
AUGAUUUCCCAUGAUGAUACUAAUAAUAAACAAUUAUCUUAACCAAUAGAAACCUUUCGUAGAUUAAUGCUGCCUCAUAAAAGUGAUGUAGGUUUAGGUUAAUAGAGUUGGACAAAACAUCCCAAUACUACUAAAAAUUUAUAGAGAAAACUCUACAUAACCAAUAAACCUGAGGUAAAUAUAAAUCAAGAGAAUUAAAAUACUUCAUCUAGUUUUGAAAAAAACAUAGCUGAUGAACUUUUAAAACAUGAAGUAUGUGAUUGGUAAUUCUUUAUGCAAAAGGAUUAAGAGAUAAUACAACAAAUUAAUACUUCAGAUGAAUUUCCUUAAGAACCAACAUACAAGGCAAAAACCUUAGAAUCAACAACUAGAAAUUCUUAAUUGUAAAAAGGAAAUGAAAGAUAUCUAUAUUUUCAAAGAAUGAAACAAGGAAAGUAAAUUAUUAUAUUUAUUAGUAGCAAACUUCUACCAAAUUUAAGUACCUAAGACUUUCUAAGUUCUGUUAGAAAUUCUAAUAAACUCAAUGAGUUUGCUAAAGUUUAUAAAUAAUAACCUUAGAAUCUCUAUUUGAGUUUAAAUCUUUCAUAACCUUAAAGAGUUCCAAAAACCUUUGGAUUGAUAUAAAAUACUUAAUAAUUAGUAUCUGUAAAUACUAAUAGAUGUUUAAGAUCUCGUGAGGAUUGUAGGGCAUUUUCUUUUGCAAUGCAAACUUAAUAAAGCAAAAGUAUAACUAGUUUAUAAAUGAAUCAUAAUAUUUUUGAUCCUUUGUAACUAAGAGAUAUGCUUUUAAGUUUUCCAACAACCUUAAAAGAUUUAGAAUUGAUUGAUUGUAAAUUACACUAUUAACAUAUGGAUGUAUUAAUGAGUUAUAUUAAUAAAAAUUAAAUUAGCAAAAUUAAUUUAGAAAAGAAUAACAUAAGAGAUUAAGGAUGUAAAAUAAUUGUUAAAUAUUUAAUGAAUAAUAAUACUCUACAACAUCUAAAUUUGAAUAAUAAUCAAAUUACAGAAUCUGCAUGUAUGAGUCUAUCAAAUUUAUUAAAAUAAACUUAAAGAUUAUUAGAAUUAUAUCUUGGAUACAAUCAUCUAAAUUCAAGUGCUGGAAAUACUAUUUGGAAAGCUAUGUAUAAGAAUACAAGCAUUAAAAUAUUAGAUUUAUCUCAUAAUAAUAUUGCUUCACUUGAUUGUGCUUCAUCAAUAGCUAAAGCAAUAGCUAGACCUUAUAAUGAAUUACUUCAUGUUGAUCUAUCAUAUAAUAAAUUUACUUAUUUAUAAGCCUAAGUUAUAGCUGAUGCAUUAAUAAAAAAUGAAACUAUAUAUGGAUUUCAUUUUGAAGGAAACUAAACUGAAUUAGUAGUCAAUUAAAAUGGAUUCUUAAUUAAUAAUAUUUAAUAAAAAAAGAUAUUAAAUGAUAAAUUAACAUUGCUUUAUAAAUAAAAAUAAUAUUUUAAAUUAUUGGAUCAACCUAAGAAGGAUAUAUAAACUAUUACCAAUUAAUAUGAAGAAUUUGUUAUGCCAUAUAGUAGAUAAAGAAAAAUUAGAUCAACAAAAUUAAAUGUUUAAAAAGUUAAUUAAAUAAAUAAAUUAGAUACAUGUUGGAUUUGUGAAGGAUGGUAAGAAAUUAAAUUUGAAUGGACUGCUUAUAAAUCAGGAAGUCUAUAUAAUGAACCUAUAUUUAUUCAUUUUGAUUUUGAAGAUUACAAACCUCUUUUAAUGACUCAUUUAAAUCAUGAAUUCUUUUUAGUUAAAAUGUGUCCACCUAAUUAAAAUAUUCAUUAUUUUUUUACUAAUCCAAUUUUAGGUGUUUAAUAACCAGCACUUGAUUAACCAAUUAUUUAACUUGAAAUUCCUUUAUCUUCUAUACCAUUUCUAUAUAAUGAUGAAAUUUUAGUAGAUGGAAAUAUAAUUGAAUCUUUAAAUGUGCUUAAAACAUUUAAUAAAUAACAGUUAUUUGAUAAAUAUAUGCCAUUAGUAUAAUGUAAACCAAGAGAACCUUUAGCUAAAUUUGAUUUCUCUCCCUAUCUAAAUAUCAAGAAACAUGAUUGGUCAGUAGAGAGUUCAAUAUUUAGAAAUUUCUAACCAGAUACUCCUUAAUUAAUUGAUUAAUGUUUUGAGUUUGACUUUUAGAAUUCAAAAGUUACAAGAUUAGUAAAGGAAAAUGAGGUUGGAGAAGUAAAAGAAUGUUUAAGAGAUUUAUAUAGAAAUUUAUUUCAUGUUUAUAAAUAUCAUGCUUCAGGAUCUAUAAAUACACCAAUACCUUGUAUAAUGAUACAAGAUUUCAUUGAUUUUUUAGUCUAGACUUCAUUAAUGGAUGGAAUGAAAACAAAUGAUAUUGAUAUUAGUUUUACUUCCACAAGUGCAGCAAAAGAUGUAGCAUUUCCUUAGGCAUAUGAAAAAGGUAUUGUUAGAUGUUAAUUAUUGGAAAUCAUGAUUAGAUUAUGCAAUGAUAAAUAUAUAAGAUCAGGAAUUUAUACAUCAAUGGUAGAUUCCAUUAAUGCUAUCAAAUAAUAAUGUUAAGAAUAUUUUAGUAAAUUCGAUUAAUCUUAAUAAUGGAGAAAAACAAGAUUAUGGAGUUAAAAAUGUGAUAUAUUAUUAAAUGAUAGACUUGCCAUGCUCAAAUCAUUAUAUAAAUAUUGUUGUAAAUUAAGUAAAAAACCAUAAUAAUUUAAAUUUGAAUAUGUAUCAUUUUCAGAUUUUAAAGAUUUCAUAUCUGAAUGUAAAUUGAUAUGUGAUGAAUUGAGUGAAAGGGAAUGUUAUUUAGUAUAUUUACAAUCCAUGGUAACAUAGAAAGAUGAAUUAUACUCUUCAAAACAUUAUUAAAUGAAUUUUCAUGAAUUUAUUGAAGCAUGUAGUAGAUUAGCUGAAAAAUUAUCUAUAAUAAGAGGAGACAAACCAAUUGAUUUAGAUGAUAGAAGAGCUAAAGAUUUACAUACAAAAUUAGAUGGUUUCUUGUUAUAUGUAUAUUUAAAUAUUGGAAAUCAAAUGAAAACUAUUCUUUCAUAAAAUGAUCCAGAUAUUAAAGGAGUUGAUAAAUGCAUGAUAAAUGAUUUUAAAUCAUUAAAGUAAAAAUUGGAGGAUUCAUUUACUGAUGGAGAUGAACCUCCAUAUGAUCCAAAGGUUGAAUUACCUCAUCUUUCAAGUUAAAUUACAAAUUUAUUGGGAAAUACAUUUGGAGGCAAAAAAUAAACUCUUAGAUAACAAAUAAAACAAUAGAAAAAAGAAGAGUAAAAGUUUGCUCUUAUUAACUUUGUUUAAUACUUUAAGAGCAUAUAAUAAAUAAAUAAAGACUAAGAUGACUGA